Messenger RNA from Recurvomyces mirabilis, 1953 nucleotides. RefSeq lists its product as uncharacterized. The transcript has a single exon. Lineage: Eukaryota; Fungi; Ascomycota; Dothideomycetes; Mycosphaerellales; Teratosphaeriaceae. Bases 1 to 1953 code for a protein of 650 amino acids. The record is from RefSeq and is a predicted model, not a curated record.
AUGGCGCUACAGACAGGUACUUCAGCCCGACAGCGAUGCGAGCUGCUGGCAGCACAAAAUGUCCUUGGUGCUACUACUAUACCGAGAUUCAGCAGGCACAGCAGCAAGCAAUCGACGAAAGAACCACUCAUCACGUAUUCACGAAAGGAUAGACCUCUCUCCUUGACUGCAGACCAAUUCGUGAGGAAAGACACCUACGAUCUGCCAUCUGAUGAUGAUCAUCAGGAUGUCAGCCGCCAGAAAGAGGCGAGUCCGCCUCAUGUUGGCUCGGGAAGCUCACGCAUGUCAGCCCUGUCAAAUGCAGAUGAAGGUGUCUUGCUCCAGAUCGUCCGGCACGCGAAGCCCGACACGCUGUCUACACUUCAACCCGGAAAACCGAUAUCAGCGGCGCCACCUGACGGAGAUGCUGGUGAUGUCGCAGACCACUUUCGCCUGAUCCGGAGCAAGGGUCUGUCAAAGAAGACCAAACCGAAGGCAACCAAGCCAAACAACAGAGCUCUAGAAUUUGACGGCCUGGAAAAGGUGGCUGGUGCAGCCAAAGGACUUCCACGACGAUUGCCAGUGCGCGAGCUGGUAUUUGUACCAUCGUUACCGGACGGGAAUGAGUUCGGCUCAUUGAGAAAUGUCGUCGGCAUUGGUACGAAUGGUGCAGUUCCUCUGGAGGGAUUAGUAUCGCCAGAGCACAAUCAAAGCAGGCCAACGACGUCAGCCACUGCUAUAAGAAAGAGACUAUUGACUGCGAAGCUGAGGACCAAGAAACUCAGACGAAAGAGUCUCGGUCAGGGUACAUUGAUCGGCUUCAAUACAUCCGCUGUUGACGUUGGUGAUGGUUUCGAGGCGUUGGAAAAGCAGAUCACGGACCAGCUCAAGCCUACUCGAUUGCCGCGCAGAUCAAGAACAGCGAUGAUGUUCAGGGCAUUGGCCUUGAGCGAUGGGCCUUUACCGGAGGUAAUAUUCGACUCCGCUGCAGAUGAGCUCCAGCUUGGGCUCACUGCUGGACCGCUUCACCCUAUGGGGUCAAGGAAUGAGGAUGAUGUCCCCGUCAUGUCCGUGAACGCUCCUCGACGCAAAGUCAGCUUCAGUAAUCAACUGGAGUUGAUAAAAGCGCAGCUGUCUUCUGUCAGAGCUAUGCGACGGCAGACUGACGGUGAUUCCGACGACGAGGAGCCAGAGGUAGAGGAUGAAGAUGCAGUCGUGGAAGGCUUUGAAGCCGUGGAUUACGGCGAGGCCGAAGAACGCUCAGGUGAUGAAGCUAUCGAGGAUCGUCCUUACCAUCCAUCAGCACAAGAAGCAACCUCCCAGCAGCUUCGCCCACGCUCUACCGUGGGCACCUUUGUCGAAGAAAUCGAGGAGGACGAUCAAAUGACGGACUAUGGCGUGGAUCUAAAUUCCGGGCAGUCAGCUCGACACAAUAGAUGUGGCCGACUUUCUAGGUCUGUGCUCAACGAGGUCAACGAGAGCAUAGAAGACGGGCCAAAUCCCAUCAGAAAGCCACUACGGCGCCGGUCGAUCCUCAAGAACAGUGUGCAUGUGGCUCCCAAGACGACCUACUCACGGGAGCAUACCGAGGCCAACACCCGCCGCAACAGUAUUGUAGUGCUAGAGGAUAGUCACUACUUCGCCGGCGCUAUGCAAGGCCUUGCCGCUCCCGACCCUGCUAGACAUCGGAUUGUGCCUCGUCGAGCAAGUCGUUAUGAUAUGGUACGAGAGAACGAGGGCGAAGCAGCGGACCCCGGGACCUCCUUGCAGCCACUCAACUAUGUGGACGUUGGCUCGGCUUUGUCAGCAUUACGAAGCACGAAGGACAGCUUCUACACAUCUCAACGGCUGCCUGAGCUACGGAGGGAUUUGAAGGCACUGACGAGAAACGUAAGCAGGGAACAUGGGACACUGAGCCAGUCGAUAAGGAGACGAUCAAGUCUUACAUUCCAACCACCAAUGACAGUUCGCUGA